CUGGCCAAGCCACAGUCCAAAUGCCUAUCAUGCUACCAACUCCAAAUCUUGAUCAUUUAACCGCGGACGACUAUGAACAUGUUUAUGAACCAUCAGAGGAUACAUUUCUCUUCCUUGAUGCUCUUGAGAAAGAAGCAGAAUUUAUUAAGAACAGAGUAAAGCCUACGAUAUGUCUGGAAAUUGGAUCAGGAAGUGGAUGUAUCUCGACAUUUCUUGCCCAGCUAAUUGGCGAUGGAUAUGCUUACAUCAACCCAUAUGCAUCAACUAUUACUUAUAGAACUGGUAUGAAGAAUAACGUGCUUUUAGACCCAAUAACUACCGACCUGAUGGCUGGGUUACUGCCUCGUCUCAAUCACAAUGUCGAUAUCAUAUGCUUCAACCCGCCUUAUGUUGUCACUCAAUCCGAAGAUGUCAAUUCACCAGAUAUGUUGGAAAGGGCAUGGGCAGGGGGAAUCGAUGGAAAAGAAGUGAUUGAUAGAACAUUACCAUUGAUAGCUGAAUCACUAUCUUCCAAUGGAAUAUGUUAUCUUCUUAGUGUAACAGAUAACAGACCUAACGAAAUCAGACAGACAAUGCUCCACGAGCAUGGACUCUCCUCAGAGGUUGUAUUGUCACGUUUGACCGGAAGAGAGAAACCUUCAAUACUCAAGUUCUGGAGAGAUCCAACAAUAUGA
This is a messenger RNA of Paraglomus occultum, 674 nucleotides long. The record is from the annotation of a GenBank genome assembly. NCBI's taxonomy places the organism in Eukaryota, Fungi, Glomeromycota, Glomeromycetes, Paraglomerales, Paraglomeraceae.